CCCAAAUUCAUCUUCUUGAUUUUGAUCAAUUCAUCAUCAUUCAAUCAAAAAGUUCAAUCAACAAGAAACAAACAAUGUGGACCACAAACAAAACCCAUUCAUCCAAUUCCGAUUUCACACCAACUGGGUUUCCGUUCUACACCCCACAGCGACGGAGUAACCACCGCACCUGCUCUUCCAAUCCGUUUCCUUCUCCGCCACCCGCCACCCGAAAACAGCUUCUGCCUACCUCUGAAAAGAAAUGGAAGCCCCCACAACCACACCCACACCCACAAUCACAAUCAAACAGUAAUAAUAAUAGUUUUCGUUUCAUACAUAAAGUUCCGGCCGGUGAUUCCCCUUAUGGCAGAGCCAAACAUGUUCAGUUGGUUGACAAGAACCCAAGCAAAGCUGUAGCUAUGUUUUGGGCUGCUAUAAAUCUUGGCGACCGAGUUGAUAGUGCACUAAAAGAUAUGGCAACAGCAAUGAAACAAUUAAAUAGAUCUGAAGAAGCAAUUGAGGCUAUCAAAUCUUUUCGUCAUUUGUGUCCACUUGAAGCACAAGAGUCUCUUGACAACAUUAUGCUUGAACUGUACAAGAGGUCUGGACGGUUAGAUGAGCAGAUACAUUUGCUUGAGUCAAGAAUAAAGCAAAUUGAGGAUUCUGCAAUGCAUAAUGUGAAUAGAACGAGAAUUGCCAGAUCUCAGGGUAAGAGAAUUCAAAUGACAAUGGGACAAGAGUAUUCGAGAUUAUUGGGCAACCUGGCAUGGGCUUACUUGCAGCUUGAUAAGUAUAAACUAGCAGAAGAGAUAUAUAGAAAAGCACUAUCAUUGGAGCCAGAUAAGAACAAGCAGUGUAACCUAGCGAUUUGCUUGAUGUACACAGACAGAAUGAUAGAAGGAAAAUUUCUACUAAAUAAUGUAAAAGAUUCCAACAGAAGUAGAGACGUGUAUGAAAGCUAUGCCAAAUCUUAUGAGCGUGCGAUCCAAGUGAUGCAUGAGUUGGAAUCCUGCAGUUUUGUCACGAGUUUCUCUAUGUUUCUUAGUAGAAACAAGGAAACAGAUUCUAGUGAAGAGGCUGGGAAUGACAACUGUGAUAGCAUGCAGCCUGAGACACCAUAUACUUACCAGAAACCUUGUCUUCUGCCUCUUAAUGGCAUCCCCAACACGCCAUACACACAACCUUGUGAUAAAGCUGGCCAUCUGAAUGGAGGAUGUUUAAGAAAGUUACAGUUUGGACAGCUUGCAGAAAACCAAGAUCUUGAGAUGAAACUACCAAGUAAACCAAGGAAAAGCUGGGCUGAUAUGGCAGAAGAAGAAGAAGAGUAUGGUGAUGAAAAUGUGGACUGCUUUAACACUGUGGAUAUCAGAGGUUGAAUAUUUUUCCAUAACAGCAACAAAGGUUGAAUCUUGUGACCUAAAUGAGUUUUAAACCCAACAGGAGCAGGUAGUAUAGUGUAAUGAUCUUUGGGUAUCACGAUAUUAGAGUUUUCAUCUAAGAGUACAGAAUAUGUAUGAAAUUUCAGUUUCUAUAGGUUCAAAUUGUCCGUUUGUUGUUUCGUUCUAGAGUUGAUAUAUUUUUUAUCUGGAUAUAAGAGUGUAAUAUACUAAAUGUAUGGAAUAUUCUUGAUUCUUUUGGUUCA
This is a messenger RNA of Erigeron canadensis, 1621 nucleotides long. Its product is annotated as protein SULFUR DEFICIENCY-INDUCED 1-like. Lineage: Eukaryota; Viridiplantae; Streptophyta; Magnoliopsida; Asterales; Asteraceae. The transcript is spliced from 4 exons. The record is from RefSeq and is a predicted model, not a curated record. Bases 75 to 1355 code for a protein of 426 amino acids. Gene Ontology annotation, molecular function: protein binding.